Onychomys torridus (southern grasshopper mouse) is the source of this 450-nucleotide messenger RNA. It is a transcript of the gene Asip, whose product is annotated as agouti signaling protein. The transcript has 4 exons. Gene Ontology annotation, cellular component: extracellular region. Gene Ontology annotation, molecular function: neuropeptide hormone activity; melanocortin receptor binding. The coding region runs from base 23 to 412 and encodes 129 amino acids. NCBI's taxonomy places the organism in Eukaryota, Metazoa, Chordata, Mammalia, Rodentia, Cricetidae. Gene Ontology annotation, biological process: positive regulation of melanin biosynthetic process; hormone-mediated signaling pathway; melanosome organization. The record is from RefSeq and is a predicted model, not a curated record.
CAGAAUUAGCAGGCUUCUCAGGAUGGAUGUCACUCGCAUACUCCUGGCCACUCUAGUGGGCUUCCUAUGCUUCCUUGCUGCCUACGGCCACCUGGUACCCGAGGAGACGCUCAGAGAUGACAGGAGUCUGGAGAGCAACUCCUCCGUGGAUUUCUCUUCUGUUUCUAUUGUGGCACUGAACAAGAAAUCCAAGAAGAUCAGCAGACAGGAAGCCGAGAAGCAGAAGAGAUCAUCGUCUAAGACAAAGGCUCCGAUGAAGAAGGUGGCACGGCCCCCGCCACCCACACCCUGCGUGGCCACCCGGGACAGCUGCAAGCCGCCUGCGCCCGCCUGCUGCGACCCGUGCGCCUCCUGCCAGUGCCGCUUCUUCCGCAGCGUCUGCUCCUGCCGCGUACUCAACCCCAACUGCUGACUCCGCUUACGCGAUGCGCGCGCAGCUUCCGGGAUGGG